CAACACAGGCCGGAUCAACAAGCGAGCGGUUUGCAGCUUGUGUCGGUUUCUUCGCAAAAUUAACAAAAAUAUAAUUUUCUGCGUAGUUUCCUAUGUUGUAUAGUAUUCUCAAAGUGUGUUAGUUCCGGCUACUCAAUAGUAUUCUUAUAUUAUUUAUUUAUCUACUUAGAAAUGCUAGGAGAUUCAACGUAAUCUAAGUGACAGAUGUUACUGUGUUAACUCGCGCCACUUUUGGAUUAAUACUUGUUUUUGAUUGAGUAAAACAUGGAAGAAAUCAAGGAUAAUACCAUUGAAAUGGAGUGCAACCCGCCAGUCCCAGCCACAGCUACAGCUACAGCCAUUCAAGUUCCGAUAGUGGAUGCUACGGAGGACAAUGUGGAAAGUACAACCAAUAAGAAUGACUCCCAAAACCUGUUCCCUGACAGUCCAGUCUACGAACCAGAUGAUGAUGUUGUGACUGUCAGCAGCGGAACCGAUGAAGUCAAUCUGGUAUCAUCAGACGGGACUAAAGAAGAACCGGCAGCUCAACUCAAAAGAAGGAUAUCAGACGAACCGUCCGAUAGCAGCGCAAAGAUCCAAAAGCUAGAACUUACCGACGAUGAGUUUGCCGUCUCCACACAGAACUUGGAUGAUGAGGUCUCCGAGAUCACGAGUGCAACUAAACGGAAAUUGGAAGCAGUCGAGCUUCCAUCCACCUCCCGAGUCCGUACUCCCGCCCGGUCCAGCCCAAGAAGACUCAAGCGAAGCAACAGCGCAGAAAUAUCCAAACCAAAAACACCAAAGACCCCCAAAUCUCGCCCAGCCAGUGUCGACGUUACCUCUUCUCUUAAAACUCCACUCAAAGCUAAAGAUGAACCAAAGGAAACAGUAUCACUCUCCGAUAGUUCAUCACGUCCUAGUGUCGAGUUUGUCACCGAAAUACAACCCCCGAAAGUUCCAGAAACAAUAGCCGAAGAGAAUUCAGAGUUGGAUGACUCCCAAGGUUUCCAUCUAGAACUUUCGCCAACGCCUGAAGAGAAUGCAAUUAAGAUUAAGACUCCGAGCAACAGUGACCCAGUGCUUGUUAAAGACAGGAAGGAAGACCUUAAUCCCGGUAAAAUAAGUGAUACUAGAAGUGAAGGGUACAAGUAUUCUGAUCAAGGCGCCUUCUCCCAACCUAAAGGAAAAGAUUACAUUGGAAAGACAACCGACCAAGAAAGCACAGAUAGUGUCGGUUCACUCAACUUGGAGAGUCCCGAGCCUAUGCCUUCCGUCGCUUCGAAGUUGAUUUCGAAAUUGUCCAAUGGCAAUUCGUCGACUCCUACCGAGAAUUCAGAUGGUAAGAAUGCUGAAGACAGCGACAGUACUCCUGAUAUGGCGAAGUUGAACUCUAUUAAGAACAAGAGAGGAAAGAAUGAGUCGUUCAGGUCAAGUAACAAUGCGACUCCUUCAACAAUUUCGCCUUUGGCAAAUGGUCAUUCUUUGCCCAUCACCACGCCACAAAUACCGGUUUUCGACGUCCACAUUAGUCAUAAUGAGGAUAAUGAGUUCUUGUCUCUGUAUGUUGUUCGGACGGACAACGACGUUGGAAUGGACAUGUGCAGAGAAUACCAGAGGAUUUCUAAAAGGUUCACAAUAGACCCGUAUUUAGGCGAUGUGUCUGUGAGCAAUUCUCCAUCUAGUGUAACCAGUGGCGGCAUGAUCAAUUUGCCGAAUAGAACAUCUUUCGCGUCUACAGUCAGUUCGACAUCGACGUCAAGCAACCGAACCAGUGAUGGUGCUUUUGUCGUACCGCAACCGCCUCGCAAAUCCAUCGCGAACCCUACAACGUCUGUCAAGGGAUAUGAAGCCUUAAUGAAGAAACUACACGACAUCUUCUCGCAUAUCCGAGAGAAUUCCGUAGACGAGGGCCUGAGUGAUGAUAAAGUUUCUGUGGGUAUUCAAACAUCUGUGUCUAACGACAGUUCCAUGAGUAAUGGUAACGCAAGUCCGGAAGAAGUGAAUAAAUGUGAUAAGGCGACUCCAAAAAGCUCUUUGAAAAAGACUCGGGUUCGAGGACGACGGCCUAUUGCGGGCAAGACUAAGCGAGCGUUACUGCCAACUCAACCAGAGGAACCGGAGUACAUGCAUGGUAUGAAUUCUCCAGAAAUGGUGCCGACUAAUGGUGAAAAUGGGAAGGAUUCUCCAGUGAAGUCUCCAAAAGAUGAGAAACCAUUGUCUUCAUUGGUGGCUACGCCAAAAUCUGUGAGUAAAUUGAAGAAGAAGGGUCGUCCUACGUCUCCGCGACCGGCUACGCCGGUAGAAAAAGCGGUGGUGAAGCAAGAAUACCCUGGAUAUGCACCAGACACUGUAGUAUUAGCCAAAUGGGUGGACAAACGCUACUAUUCGGGUAAAGUGUUGGAGAUUACGGAGCCAAAUAAGUAUUUGAUCAGGUUUGAUGAUGGCCAGACUAAGGUGUUGUUGGAUGACUUUAUAAUAUUUGGAGAUAUGAAGGCGUUGCCUUUGGAGGGUCAGUCCGUUUACGCUAUGGUUGAUGAGGAACAGAAUUACGAGCCUGGCCUAGUGCUGGGAGUUGAGGAAAAUGACAGUGGAACAGUCACCUAUAAAUGUACUACUGAUGGAGACACGGUGGUAUUAGUGACAGCGAGCGAGCUGUACCUGACGGAAGAUCAGGCGCGCUCCUUGAAGGAGGCGGCGCGAACUCGAGAGCCGUCCGCCCCUUCUACACCGAGGCGCAGACACCAUCGAGAGCUAGACCUUGAUAAUAUCAUACAGGGACCUCGCAGCGCUCGAAGCCGCGACAAGGGUAAUUCAAGCGCGCGGAAACGAGUGGCCUCUCCCAAGAGCCCUAAAGCCUCCACUUCGGGUAUUUCAGGUGUGAAAACAAAGAGUACUCCAGUGGGUCGCAAACGGUUGGCGAGUGAGAGUAGUGAAAUGAGUGAGAGCAGUAACUCAGCCCCUCCCGUCCGCCUUGAAGAGGUCGCUGGAGUCGAACCAGAGGUGCAGCGGACUCCUAGAAAGAUUGACGGGGUCAAAGCCGGUCCACUCCAACUGAAAGGGGCCUCGAAACAGAACAUAGGCAAGAAGAAUUCCAAACUGACUAAGUUUGAGAACGAUGAAGACACUGUUUCCAAAAUGGGUCCCAUACCAGGACCUGAUAAUAAGCUGUUCUCCGGUUUACAUUUCUUGUUGACUUGUACUGAGACUCCUAGACGGACCCGUACUGAGAAGGCCACUCAAAGCGCAGAAACCCGCCACUACUCGUCAGAAGAAGACGGUGAGACCACCUCCUCAGUGGCGGGCACUGAUACAGAAGACCUGGAGUUCUGCGACCGCCCCUUCAACAAGGAGCGCUUGAAGGAACAGCUGGAGGCAGGCGGUGGGACUGUGUACAGCCACUUCGAUGACGUGCCAAAGAACAAGUACCAAGUUUGCAAGCUGAUCGCCCCGCGGCCAUGUCUGACUGCCAAGUACAUUCAGUGCCUGGCUGCGGACAUUCGUUCCGUGUCCCACGGCUGGGUCAUCAUGAGCUGUAUCGAAAACUCGCUACAUGACAUCGACUCCUUCGCACUGCCAGCCGGCUGGUCUAUCCUGAAACAGAGGUUUAUUAACUGGGUUCCGCCAUCAGGCAAGCGCAACGCGACGUUCUUCAAAGACAAGAUCAUACUCCUGUGCGGAGACCAGGACACAUUCGUCAAGUUUUGGGAGCGAGUGUGCACCCUGGCCGGGGCCACCACGCGCGUCGUCAACGAGGAGGACCUCAACAUGUCCGGCGCCCUGGCCCUCGUCACGGAGUGGGACUGUCCCCACGAAGUACAAAACAAGGCGAACCAAGACAACAUCCCCCUCGUCUCGACCACCUGGGUGGUCCAAUGCCUAAUAGAGGCCCGCGUCAUCGCCCCCACCAGCCACGAAAAGUUCUCAUUUAUGUUUGCGGAGCCAGAAUGAUCCUGGGACUUUAAAAAGAUCCUCAUAAUACGUGAAAAUUGACACUUGAGGUGACGCGACAGUGACGCUUUAGUGAUAGUGAAGUGAACCGACUUGCUUGCAGUGGUGUAAACUAAUGGUUGAUUAAAGUACAAACUUAAAAGUAUGUUACGCUAAGCGUGUUAUAAACGGCUUCAAUGCUUAGAUGAUUGUAAAGUUUAAACCAAAUUUAAUAUAAAAUGCUUAGCUGCAGAUUGUUAAAGCGAUAUUGUUAUAUGUUGCUAUUUUUAUAAGCGAAAAUUAAUGGAGGAAAUAUUUUAUUCGCAAUCAAUGCUUAUACCACUGUAUAGCAAGUUAAGUUAAACUAUAAUUUUAAGUGUAAAAAGAACUGCAAGUGCAGCUGAAGUGGACUUGAGAAUUUUAUUAAAAAUGACAGUCUUGGUGUUUAGUGUUUAAGGAUAAUGUUUGCAGGUAUUUGUAAAAUGUAUUUAUUAUGAUUUUUAUACAAUGUUGUCGCGAUAGUUGCAUAUGUAUCAAGUAUUUGAAAAGACAUUUCCCGUUAAAAAGAGAGAGGGCGUCGGUCUCAAGUCGUCUUAAAAUGUAAGUAGCGCUUCUUGUGACGAAAUACGGGAGAUUCCCCUAUGAAAAUAAUUAUCUUAAAGAUCUAAAUAUCGUGACAAAAUCCUACAACAGAUAUCAUUGUAUACGCGUCUCAACAAGACAAGCGAAUUUCAAGUUUAUAAUCAAUAAAUUAAGAUUAAUUAUUGUUGGUCGAUUGCGGCGACUCGACAAACAAGAUCUAAAGUCAUAAACUUAGAUAAAAGUAUUCUUUACUUCUUAUGAUCAUAGUGCGACUGAUUUCUAAACUUAUAUCUAUUACAAUAAAUACUAAAUUCCUAUGCUAUGCUUUGCUGUGUGUUUAGGUUUCUGCAAAAAAACAAAUCAAUUUUGUAGGUACCAUAUUAUAUGAAAUGUAAAAAGAAAAAGAACUUCAUACUUAAGAUCAAACCUGAGUUAAUAAGUCUCAGAAUUUUAUUCCAAGAUCUACAUGUGUCUAGUACUUGCAUAAAGGCAUAUCUGAAUAUUUCUUCUGUCUAUCUGACCCCUUCACUUAGGUACAACUAACUAAUCUGAUACCAUUACACCUAUCUCAACAAGACACAAGAGUAUUUUCUAUCAUCUU
Molecule: messenger RNA, 5089 nt
Organism: Spodoptera exigua (beet armyworm)
Lineage: Eukaryota; Metazoa; Arthropoda; Insecta; Lepidoptera; Noctuidae
Source: the annotation of a GenBank genome assembly